GCCGCCGGGGGCCAGCGGGGGGCCGUGGGCUCUCUCCAGCAUGGACGCUCCGGAGAGCAGGGCCGCGGUGAUGAGGAGAGGAAGCUACGACGAUGCUGCAGCUUCACUGCGUCCUCAUCUCAGACAUCUGGCUCACAGAAGACGCUCCGCUCCGUCGCUCGUCUUCGGGAAGGCGCUGGGGAUGUCCUGGUCUCCGAUAAGGGAGGAGGCUCCCUGCUGGGUGUCUGCGGAGCAGAGCCCCUUCGUCCUCGGCCUCAGCAGCGAGAACGGAGAGCUGCUGCUGGACGAGUGCGUCCAGGUGACUGAGGGCUCCAAGACCCGCCAGAGGCACCUCUUCCUUUUCAGGGACGUCAUCGUCUUCGCUAAACUCAAGUCAACUGCCAGCUACCGUCUGAAGCACCGAGUGAGCCUUCAGGACGUCUGGCUUCAGGACUUCGAGGAUGAGCCAGACGAGGAGGAGGGCGCGGUGGGGGACGUGGACCUGAGGCUGACCCUGCUCCUGGCCUGGGACCUCACCUUCUGCCUGGUGUGUUUCCGCUCGCCUGAGGUGAAAGAACGCUGGUCAGAUACUCUUCACAGAAACAUCAAAGAGGCGAGAGCGAGGUCUGGCUGCUCUUCUCCGCCUCCAGACGUCCUCAUGAAGGUGUUGAGCGGCAGCAUCGCUACUAAAACUCUGACUGGAGGUGGCAUGGAACAAUUGAUCGAGUUUCCACUUGAUGGCGAUGCAAAGAUCCCGGCCCUGUCGAAGCAGUUGAAUAAUCAAGAGGAGAAGCCGACGCAGUCCGCUGAAACCAAGUGGAAACUGGUGAGGAGGCUGCGGAAAGGCCCCAGCUUCAUCAGCAAGGCGUGCCGGGCUGAGGCAGACAGCAGGACUCAGCUGUUUGGACAGGAUCUCUGCAAGAUCUGCCCGGACGACUGCUCGCUCCCCAAGCCAGUCACAGAGCUGCUGGUGCUGCUCAGGAAGAAAGGCCCGACCACAGAGGGAGUGUUUCGCAAGCCAUGCAACAACAAGAAGAUGAGGGACGUCCGGGAGCUGCUGAACAGCGGUGCCGAGGUGGACCUGGACGAUCAGCCGGUCGUCCUGCUCGUCGGACUCCUCAAAAGUUUCCUGAAGGAGCUUCCCGGCAGUCUGCUGCUGUCUGACCUCUAUGAUAAGUGGAUGAUCGCCUUGGACAACCAAGACACCGAGCAAAGAUCUCUGGAGAUCACUAAGGUGGUGGAUGAUCUGCCGGGUCCCAACAAGCUCCUCCUGCAGCAUCUAGUCUGCGUCCUCCAUCACAUCCUCGAGAGCGCCGACACCAACAAGAUGGACGCCCACAACCUGGCGGUGUGCAUCGGGCCCACGCUGCUGCAGCCGGACGACACGCCGCUGGAUGAGCAGCAGGAAAAGAUGAAGAAGGCCACAGAAUUAACUCAGUUCCUGAUUGAAAAUUAUAAGAUCCUCGGAGAAAACAUCCCGAAUCUGCUGGACACUGAUAACGACUCGCUGUCCUCGCAGCAUCAGGACUCGGCGUACGACAGCACCGACCCGGACGGAGACGGAGAGGCAGGAGGGAGCAGACACGAGGAGUACGGCUCGUCCUCCUCGUCUUGCUCUCUCAGCCCCUCGUGGAUGUCCGACGGUGCCUCGAGCACCAAAGCGUCGACCUUCAACCGCCGCUGCUCCGAGCCCAUCAUCCUCUUCUCGGCGGACACGGAGAGCCUCUGCAGCCACGCCCGGAGCCACGAAGACUGCUCCGUGGCGAGGCGGGACUUGGACGGGCUGCCUCUGAAGAAGCAGAUCUCCGACGACUCCUUCCUGCUCCGACGUCGGGGGGCCGACUCGGUUCUGUCGUUCCCCAAACUGAGCAGCAGCUCCAACAUGGACCCUCUGCCCUUCAUGGGCAAAGACUGCUCCUGCUCCUCCCUGGAGAGCGCCGCCUCCAACCAGUCGGACGGCUCGGUCUUCACCAGCUCUCCGGCGGCGUCACCGGGGUCGUCCAGACGGAUGGAGCCCGCCACCCGGCCCUCAGAGGGGGCCGAGGCCGAGCAGGACGUUGCCAGACCGCAUGAGAAGCGGCGCUCGCAGUCGCUGAGGGCGGCCGCCAAGGUCCUCAUGAGGACUCGGAGCUUGGGAGGCUUCAGCAGGAGCAGCCUGAAGAAAGACUGUCAGAAGGAAAAGCCCUUCCCCUGCGAGACCCUCAGGGAGGACUUCCAGAGCGAGGCGGAACCCCUGGCCGAGCUCCUGCAGAAGCCCCGCCCCCUGUCGGCCGUCGAGGUCUUCAAGCACGUGGACAGCAAGCGGCCGUCCAGCCCCCCGUCGUACGAGCAGGCCAUGCAGGUCGCCGGUCUCCCCCCCCACUACCACACCAUGACGGUUCAGGACGCCGUGGAGCUGGAGAGGAGGUCCCGCCCCUCCUCCGUGAGCUACGACUUCCGGUCCGGCUUCGGUCCAGACUUCGGUGCGGCGGCGCACGGCUCAGCCGACACGGAGGAGCGGCGGCCUUUCCGCCAGAGAGCCAUGUCCGAGAGCGUCUCGGCGGGCCGCCACGAGGCCGUGUCGCGAAGGUGCAGCCACCCCGUGUUCGAGGAGUUCUCCUACGCCAAGGAGUCGUACGUGUGAACUCUAUCUGCACAAAGCAAGACUCAAACUGUAGAAGUGGAACAGCACGCUUCCUCCGAGUUCCUCCUCUUCGGGGCCUUCAGAGGUUCCUCCUCUCCGAACCGUCUCGCCAGUAUUUCUUGACGUUCAGCAGCUGUGUUGAAGAGACUUGGAAAAUUGACUUAUUUAGCACCUUUUGCCACCUCUUCACACCAUAAGUCCACAUUUUCUCCACUGAGAGGUGUAAACACACCUUUAGGAAGCAGCAACAGAGUGAGAUCGGUAUCGGACUCCUGACGACCCACGGCCCCAGCUGAGCCACAGCCACCCCCAGUCCUUCCAUCGUUCCACUUGUGUGCCAUGCUCAUGGUCGCACGUCCCCAGUAGUGCCAUUAAGAGUACGAGUAUUAAAUGAACACGAUAGAUAUUUAGUCUAUCACAAUGAAGCUAUGCUCACAGAGUGACCCAUGCUGCCACUUUGUCUUGUAUAGAGCGUGAUGUCUGUGUUUCUCUAUGUGCACUUUACCGUGCGUCGCCUUAUUCUUUCACUACACAAGAGCACUUUUCUGACCAUUAAUGAUGCUUUCUUUUUUAAACUGCGUUGUAAAUAAAGUGAGAUAAUAAUAGUG
Salarias fasciatus (jewelled blenny) is the source of this 3210-nucleotide messenger RNA. It is a transcript of the gene tagapb, whose product is annotated as T cell activation RhoGTPase activating protein b. Gene Ontology annotation, molecular function: GTPase activator activity. NCBI's taxonomy places the organism in Eukaryota, Metazoa, Chordata, Actinopteri, Blenniiformes, Blenniidae. Gene Ontology annotation, biological process: signal transduction; regulation of Rho protein signal transduction. The coding region runs from base 41 to 2602 and encodes 853 amino acids. The record is from RefSeq and is a predicted model, not a curated record. The transcript is spliced from 14 exons.